Molecule: messenger RNA, 2718 nt
Organism: Stegastes partitus (bicolor damselfish)
Lineage: Eukaryota; Metazoa; Chordata; Actinopteri; Pomacentridae
Gene: pgm1
Product: phosphoglucomutase 1
Exons: 11
Coding region: 92-1777 (561 amino acids)
Biological process (GO): carbohydrate metabolic process
Cellular component (GO): cytosol
Molecular function (GO): phosphoglucomutase activity; magnesium ion binding
Source: RefSeq, a predicted model, not a curated record
GGCUGCCCCGCCGCCGCAGUCGCCUCCUCAUCGGACCAGACUGCGGAUCACACGGGGUGACCUGAGGUGCUCACUGGGGGGUCAAGAAAAAAUGGUGAAAAUCACGACAGUGAAGACCAAGCCGUACACGGACCAGAAGCCCGGGACGAGCGGCCUGAGGAAGAGGGUGACGGUGUUCCAGCAGAACCAGCACUAUGCGGAGAACUUCAUCCAGAGCAUUAUCUCCGUGGUCGAGCCCGCCGAGCGCCAGACGGCCACUCUGGUGGUGGGAGGAGACGGCAGGUUCUUCAUGAAAGACGCCAUUCAGCUGAUCGUUCAGAUCGCAGCUGCCAACGGGAUCAGUCACCUGGUGAUUGGUCAGAAUGGCAUCAUGUCCACCCCAGCAGUCUCCUGUGUGAUCCGCAAGAUAAAGGCAGUUGGUGGAAUCAUCCUCACAGCCAGCCACAACCCAGGCGGCCCCAAUGGAGAUUUUGGCAUCAAGUACAACAUUUCCAGUGGAGGACCUGCUCCAGAGGGCAUUACAAACAAAAUAUUCGAGGUCAGCAAAGGCCUGCAGGAGUAUUUCAUCUGCCCAGAGCUCAAAGUGGAUCUGUCCAAGAUCGGCAAGCAGACCUUUGAAGUGGACACUUUCAAGCCCUUCACAGUGGAGAUUGUGGACUCAGUUGAGGCCUAUGCUGAGAUGCUACGGGGAAUCUUUGACUUUGCCGCACUGAAGGAGCUUCUCUCCGGAGCCAAUCACAUUAAUGUCCGACUGGAUGCUAUGCAUGGAGUGGUUGGCCCUUAUGUGAAGAAGAUCGUGUGUGAAGAACUGGGUUCUCCUGCCAACUCAGCCGUCAACUGCGUCCCCCAGGAGGACUUUGGUGGCCACCACCCAGACCCCAACUUGACCUAUGCAGCCGACCUGGUCAACACAAUGAAAGGUGGAGAAUAUGACUUUGGAGCCGCCUUUGAUGGCGAUGGUGACCGCAACAUGGUGCUGGGUAAACAUGGCUUCUUUGUGAACCCCUCCGACUCUGUGGCUGUCAUUGCUGCUAACAUUACCAGCAUCCCUUACUUCCAGAAGACUGGUGUCAAAGGACUGGCUCGCAGUAUGCCCACCAGUGGAGCCUUGGACAAUGUGGCUAAAGCUCUGCAGAUGCAGCUGUACGAGACUCCAACUGGUUGGAAGUUCUUUGGGAAUCUGAUGGAUGCUGGAAAACUCUCACUGUGUGGAGAGGAAAGCUUCGGCACUGGCUCGGAUCAUAUCCGUGAGAAGGACGGCUUGUGGGCGGUGCUUGCAUGGCUGUCGAUCUUAGCCACCAGGAAACAGAGCGUGGAGGAGAUCAUGAAGGAUCAUUGGCAGAAAUUUGGCAGGAACUUUUUCACCAGGUACGACUACGAGGAGGUUGACUCGGAUGCCGCCAACAAGAUGAUCAAGGAUCUGGAGACAGCAAUGUUCGAUCCUUCCUUUGUAGGAAAGAAGUUCUCUUCAGGCGAUAAGACUUAUGAGGUUGCUAUCGCUGAUAACUUCGCCUACACAGACCCUGUGGAUGGAAGUGUGUCCAAAAACCAGGGUCUCCGGAUCAUCUUUUCUGACGGAUCUAGGAUCAUUUUCCGUCUCAGCGGUACAGGCAGCGCAGGAGCAACCAUCAGGCUCUACAUUGACAGCUAUGAGAAGGACCCGCAGAAAAUUAACCAGGAUCCACAGGUGAUGCUGGCGCCCCUGGUAGACAUUGCCCUCAAAGUCUCUAAGCUCCACGAGAGUACUGGACGCACCGGCCCAACUGUGAUCACAUGAUUCCUCUACCACACUGCCUCCACUCACGCUCAGCAACGGGAUACCUCCGCUCUCUUGGGGGCGAAGCUGCCCCUGAAUGCUGUCUUGGCUUGGGUUGCUGGCCGCCUCAAAGUCAGAGCAGGGUGAAAAACUGAAAGUCAACAUGCACGUUGAAUACAGGAAAAUACAUGAGGAGCUGCUGAUUUUGCCAAAAGUCAUCCACUGCCGUCUUCUAGUGCUAGACUACUGUAAAGUGAGCUAAUAUGCUGUUGCUUCUUCUUGUCUUGACACCUUUCAAGUGACCCAUCUUACAUAAAGACCUGGAGUGCGUUCCAAUAUUCAUACUGCCAUACUAUGUAGUAUGUCCCAAUACACAGUGUGUCAGAAUAGCAGGAUCACCUUCUACAUGUGGUUGCAUUUUGCAGUGUUCAAGCCAGCAUGCUUUUCUAGCUGUUCUGACCCACAGUCCUCUACACAGUGGAAAAUAUCUCACAUAUGUCGGUACAUAUAUACGUGUGUUAACAAGCUGGAGCGGCAGGUAGAUUAAUGAACAAGACGAUCAAGUUGCAACGUUCUGGCUGUGCGUCAUAAAUGAAUGACUUGAGUGUCAGUGUCACAUGUCCAGUAGCACAUGCUCUCACUGUGAUUUAAGGAAAACAAACUUUAAUGACUCAAAAGUGGACUUAAACUGCCUCAUGUAAUUUCUGGAACCGUGUUCAACUGUGUUAUUGUCCAACUGUCUCCCUGCUCUGUCAUUAAAUGGAGAAACUGCCAAACUGGCCAUAGAUCAGCAAUCUGGGGCAACCUCACCCCUUUCCCUCCUCUCCCCCCACCCCUUUAUUGACCUGGUGCCUUCCCCCAACCUCUUUGCUCUAAAACCACCAAAACAGCCUCUCAACUUGAACCACCGUGAAAUUCUUGUGAACUAACAUCCACCAUUAAUAAAAGAACCUUACACAAAA